UCAAAAAAAAAAAUUAAAAAUGAAUAUUCAAAGUACUUCAAAUCCAGAAAUUGUAGAAGUUAAAGUUUUUGCCAAUGGAAGUGUCAAAGAGGAAGUUAAUGAUGAAGAUGGACAAUUUUCUCAAUUAGUUGAUCAAAUUUUGGAAAAAAAUACAUUUGUUGAAUUUAAUUUUACUAUAAGCUCUAAAGGGAGGGAAUUGUUGAGAAGAGAUGGUUUUGAAUUUCGUUUUGAAGGUGACAGCAAAAUUGAAGAAGGUAGGGAAGGAGAUUUUUGGGUUUAUUUAAAGGUUUGGUCUACCCCCUUUGUUGAUAUUAAGAAAAUUUAUCGAGCUGACAAUGGCCCUAGUGCUAUUAAAUUGGACUUUGGUAACAUGGCCAACGUUGGCGUUGGUUCGACUUGCAAAAGCACAGAAAUAUGGAGAUGUGUACAUCAACAGCCUUACUGCAAAGGCCGUAUUCACGUAAAAAAAGAUUUGUUGGUCCAUGAUGGCCAAAAAUUUAAAUUGGGAGUAGUAGUUAAUGGAGAACACAAUCACCCUGCAAAACACGAAGCUGUGAGGGAUGUUUUAAAUAUUUUGAAAGAACAGGCUUGUAUGGAAAAUCCGCUCCCUGUUAGAGAAGCUGUUAAAUUGGCACGGGAAAGUGUUCCUAUUGAUUUGAGAAAAGCGGGAGAAUGUUCUACUGCUACAAUGGGGAGGUGCUAUAGAAAUUAUUUGAAGAAAUUUAAAAAUCAAGCUAUGGAUAUCAAAAUUGAUAUAGACUCUGAACCACCUCCAUGUAAAUCUUCUUGGUGGUAUUGGUUUAGUAAACUUGAUGAGAAUUUGGCUGGAUGUAAAAAUUGUGAUUGGGUGAAGAGCCGAGGAAAUGCUAAAUCAACAAGUAUUUUGCGCAGUCAUUUAAAGUCUCGCCAUCCAGAUUUAUUUGCUGAGAAACUUGAGGCUGACCAAAAUUCUUCUAAAUGGAAAGCGCCAAAAAGGAAAGCACCACAGGACACUAAUUCUUUUGAAAUUGCUGUGAAGUCGGUUUCUGAAUGUUUGGAGCAAAGCAAUCAUUCUUUUGUGGCUAUUGAGAGUCCGGCACGUUCACAGGCUUCGCUUUCUGAUGUUCAUGAGUAUAAUUCUCUCUCUGAUACUAAUGAAGAAAAGCCUCCAACUAUUUUCGAUCAAUCAACAGGCAAACAAGAAAAUGGUCAAUCUAAUAAUGAAAAAAUUACUGAUAUGCUCAGAACUUUAUUUAAUCCAAAUAUUUAUCCUUUGGAUGAUAUUAUGGUUAUGUCAGCUACUGGAAUUAACAACAACACAGAUAAUUCGACUGGACUUUUAACGGAUAAUCAAUUAAACGAAAAUCAACAAAUCGUUAAAUUGUCCCGUAUUGAAUAUUUUUCGGCUGCUCAUCGACUCAACAAUCCAAAAUUGAGUGUUCAAGAUAAUAAUCAACUAUUUGGAAAAUGUAAUAAUCCAAAUGGACAUGGACACAAUUACAAAUUAAAAGUGGUUUUGGAAGGGCCAGUAAAUGCUGAAACUGGAAUGGUUUACAACUUGUCGGAUCUCAAACGUGAAAUCUCUCAAGUGCUUGAACUUGUUGAUCAUAAAAAUUUGGAUAAAGAUGUGGCUUAUUUUAGAGACAAUAACAUCGUUAGUACAACAGAGAAUCUCGCCAUUUUUCUCUUCGAUGAACUUCGUGCUCGAAUGGGCAAUCCAGAAUUAUUGAAAAAGGUUGUGGUUGAUGAGACUGAUAAAAAUAGCUUCACUUAUUCUGGUUAA
Messenger RNA from Meloidogyne enterolobii, 1762 nucleotides. Lineage: Eukaryota; Metazoa; Nematoda; Chromadorea; Rhabditida; Meloidogynidae. The record is from the annotation of a GenBank genome assembly.